AUGGCUGAUCCUUCUUCUGAGAAACAACCAUCAUCACCACCAACCAAAAUGGUCGCGGCUAAUCUCACCGUGGUCUUCAACACUCUCAUCACUGGGCUACAUAUCCUCCAUUACAAUGGCGUCCUAGAUGCAUAUGGCCAUGUGUCUGUUCGCAACCCAAAUAAUGGCUCGAACUUCUUCAUGUCUCGCAAUCUUGCUCCUGCCUUGGUCGCCAAUAGCAGCGACUUGGUCGAAUAUUAUGUCGACGACGCCGCUCCAAUCGAUCCGAAUGCUCCUGGUGGAUUUAUUGAAAGAUACAUUCACAGCGAGCUGUACAAACGCUUCCCCGGGAUCAACAGUGUUGUCCACAGCCACUCGCCGCAGGUCGUUCCAUACACCUUCAGCGGUGUCCCAUUGCGCCCAUCGAUACACAUGGCUGGCUUUUUAGGCGACGUCAUUCCGAAUUUUGACAUUACCCAACACUACGAGACAGGCGACAAGCAGGACCUUCUCAUCCGUUCACAACGUCUUGGAGCCGCGCUUGCAGCCGAAUUUUCAACGAACCAUACCUUGCCAAAUGCGACACAAACUGAAGCCGAUUACGCCGUGGUCUUGAUGCAAAACCAUGGAUUCACGACCGUAGCAUCGAGCAUCAAACUCGCAGUCAUGCAAGCGAUGUACACGCAAACUAAUGCAGGAAUCCAGACGACAGCCCUGACCAUCCAGAACGCGUAUCCCAACAACAACCAACAAGAAUUAUCGUUCCUGACGACGCAACAGACGGUCGAUUCGUGGACAACAAUGGCUGGCACCUCAGACCGACCUUGGGGCCUCUGGAGUCACCAAGUGCGCUCCUCCAACCUGUACCAGAAUCUGUUGGAUCCAAACCAGACGCAGCCUGCUUCACCUCUGCUCUAG
Molecule: messenger RNA, 897 nt
Organism: Aureobasidium namibiae CBS 147.97
Lineage: Eukaryota; Fungi; Ascomycota; Dothideomycetes; Dothideales; Saccotheciaceae
Product: arad-like aldolase/epimerase
Exons: 2
Coding region: 1-897 (298 amino acids)
Biological process (GO): pentose catabolic process
Cellular component (GO): cytosol
Molecular function (GO): aldehyde-lyase activity
Source: RefSeq, a predicted model, not a curated record